AUGCCACCACUCAAGCGAUUGAGGGCCUGCUGGAGGACACCCAAAAGCUUAAAGAGGUUAGCUUGCAAAAUCGAGCAGCCAUUGAUUUCCUUCUUCUGGCACACGGCCACGGUAGACCUGCCGCGCCUCACCGGCAGCAUCCUGCACACCAAAUUCUGGCUCGUGGACGGUCAGCACCUCUACGUGGGCAGUGCCAACAUGGACUGGAGGUCCCUCACCCAGGUAAAGGAGGUCAGUGCCACUGUCUACAACUGCAGAUGCCUGGCCCAAGACUUGGCCAAGAUCUUUGAGGCCUACUGGGCCCUGGGUGUGCCGGGGGCCUCCAUCCCAUCCCCGUGGCCAGAGAAUUUCUCCACCUCCUUCAACCUGAAGAUGCCGCUGGUGCUGACACUCAGUGGCACCGACACCGCUGUCUACUUCUCCAGCUCCCCUCCCCCGCUGUGUGCUGAGGGCCGCACUGCCGACCUGGACGCACUGCUGGACGUCAUCAACGGCGCCGCUGCCUUCGUGGAUGUGGCGGUGAUGACUUACCUGCCCGGCACCGAGUUCUCACGGCCCGAGCGCUUCUGGCCACCUAUCGACAAACAGCUGCACCGGGCCAUGGUGGAGAGGGGCGUGGCUGUGCGGCUGCUGGUGGGGUGCUGGGAGCACAGCAACCACCAAAUGUUCCCCUUCCUGCACUCCCUCGCCGCCCUCGCCAACGGCGGCACCGGCUUCGACGUGCAGGUGAGGCUGUUCUUGGUGCCGAGGACCCCCGUCAUUUCCCGGAUCCCCUUCGCGCGCGGCAUUGAACCGCAAAAGUACAUGCUGACAGACAAGGCGGCCUACGUGGGCACAUCCAACUGGUCGGGGGACUACUUUGAGUGCACAGGGGGCUUGGGAUUGGUCAUGGCCCAGCCUGGAGGUGGCUCUGGAACGUUCCGGGAGAAGCUCCGUGCCCUUUUCCAGCGGGACUGGGUGUCCCAGUACAGUGUCGACAUCAGAGACCCCCAGCGCUGGGGGAGCCGCUGCGGCACAGAGUGA
This is a messenger RNA of Manacus vitellinus (golden-collared manakin), 1023 nucleotides long. RefSeq names its product phospholipase D3-like. NCBI's taxonomy places the organism in Eukaryota, Metazoa, Chordata, Aves, Passeriformes, Pipridae. Gene Ontology annotation, molecular function: catalytic activity. The record is from RefSeq and is a predicted model, not a curated record.